Messenger RNA from Brenthis ino (lesser marbled fritillary), 981 nucleotides. Lineage: Eukaryota; Metazoa; Arthropoda; Insecta; Lepidoptera; Nymphalidae. The record is from the annotation of a GenBank genome assembly.
AUGACUUCUGAAAAGAGAAUUGAUAUAACUCAGCCGCUAUGGGAUCAAAGCACUUUUGUAGGCAGAUUCAAGCAUUUUGCAUUCAUUUCAAACCCUUUACUGUCUCUGGCAUCUGAAAAAGAAUUAUAUGAAGCCAAAGACCUAUAUAAUAAAUAUAAACUAGGUCAAGAGCCCGCAGGUAUAUCCAUGUCCCAAGUAGUGAGAGCUAAACAAUUGUAUGAAUCAGCGUUUCAUCCAGAUAGUGGAGAGUUACAAAAUGUAUUCGGCAGAAUGUCGUUUCAAAUGCCAGGGGGGUGUAUUAUAACUGGGGCUAUGUUGCAGUGGUAUAGAACAACAACUGCAGUCGUUUUUUGGCAAUGGGUAAAUCAAUCGUUCAAUGCAUUAGUGAAUUAUACAAAUAGAAACGCAAAUUCGCCAUUAACAACUACGCAAAUGGGUGUUGCGUACGUUUCGGCGACCUCGGCCGCCAUGGCAACGGCGUUCACUUUCAAAUUUGGAAUACAAAAACGCGCCAAAAAUCCUAUUUUGGCUAGAUUUGUGCCAUUCGUAGCGGUAGCGGCAGCUAACUGGGUCAACAUUCCUUUGAUGAGGCAGAACGAAAUACUUUUAGGAUUAGAUGUGACGGACGAAAAUGGUAAAAUAAUAGGGAAAUCCCAGCUGGCUCCAGUCAAGGGGAUAUCUCAAGUAGUCACUUCUAGAAUAAUAAUGUGCUCUCCGGGAAUGUUGCUCCUACCAUUUAUAAUGGAACGGUUGGAACCGAAGGCGUGGAUGCAGAAGAUAAAAUGGGCCCACAUCGGCAUACAGACCGGCAUCGUGGGCAUGUUUCUCACUUUGAUGGUGCCGAUGGCGUGCGCGAUAUUCCCACAGAAAUGUAAACUUUCUAUAGAAACAAUCAAACGUUUCGAAAAGGACAGAUACGAGGAGAUAUUGAAGAACACCGACGGGAAACCCCCGGAGUAUGUGUACUUCAAUAAGGGUUUG